UUAUAUAUUAGCUGCACCUCAAUUAUAAAAUCCACUAAUAAAAAUCUCGUCGCAAACUUAACAAUUGUCUUAUUCAUUCUUCCUAUAUGUAUUGAUCAAUCAACAAACACACCAAACCUAAUCUCUUCUACAAUGGCGGAGGUCGACGACUGCCGCGGCGUCCUCAAGGUUUACAGCGACGGCUCAAUCUGGCGCUCCGACAAGCCGAGCUUCCAAGUACCUGUAUUCGAUGACGGCUCAGUCGUGUGGAAAGACGUCGUAUUCGACGCGGCGCACGACCUUCAGCUCCGGCUCUACAAGCCAGCCGCUGCGGAAGCCUCCGCCAAGCUCCCAAUUUUCUACUACAUCCACGGAGGCGGCUUCUGCAUCGGCUCCCGGACAUGGCCCCAUUGCCAGAACUACUGUCUGAAGCUGGCAGCCGAGCUCCACGCCGUGGUUGUCUCUCCCGACUACCGGCUGGCUCCCGAGAAUCGGCUCCCGGCUGCAAUCGAGGACGGCUAUGCGGCAGUCAAGUGGCUUCAAGGCCAAGCCGCGGCUGAUGAUCCCGAUAGCUGGCUAACCGACGUGGCUGACUUUGGGCGUGUUUAUAUUUCAGGGGACUCUGCAGGCGGCAACAUCGCGCAUAACUUGGCGGUUCGACUCGGUGCCGGUUCUCCGGAGCUGACUCCGGUCCGAGUGAGGGGGUAUGUGUAUUUAGCCCCCUUCUUUGGUAGCAGUUGUUGGAGAAAGUCGGAGGCUGAAGGUUCCAUGGAUGCAACUCUGAACCUGGAACUGAUUGAGAGGUUUUGGAGAUUAUCGAUUCCGGUGGGUGAGAACAGGGAUUAUCCAGUGGUGAAUCCAUUUAGGGUUGGGGUUGGGGAGGUGGAUUUGGACCCUGUGAUGGUGAUCGUUGGGGGAUCGGAUCUGCUGAGAGACAGGGCACGAGAGUGUGCAGACAACAUUAAAAGUAAUAAUAAUAACAUUGUGGAGUAUGUGGAAUUUGAAGGGCAGCAACAUGGCUUCUUUGCUUUGAAUCCCGACUCAGAACCUGCCCAGGAAUUGAUGGCUCUCAUCAAAGCAUUUAUUGCCCGUUUUUAAGGACAGGCACGUUACUACGUAUCUUGUGCCUGUGUUGUGUUUGUUCUUCUUCUUCUUAUUAUUAUUAUUAAUUAAUUACUAUGUUGGUUUCUUAUAAUA
This is a messenger RNA of Andrographis paniculata, 1176 nucleotides long. RefSeq names its product probable carboxylesterase 15. The record is from RefSeq and is a predicted model, not a curated record. The transcript has a single exon. The annotation marks the transcript as partial. Gene Ontology annotation, molecular function: hydrolase activity. NCBI's taxonomy places the organism in Eukaryota, Viridiplantae, Streptophyta, Magnoliopsida, Lamiales, Acanthaceae.